CUUUAGCCCGUAGGCCAUAGCAAUUUAAGCAAGCACUUCCGGAUACGCCACGGCUGUGUAGAGCUUUCGAGUAGGGUUUCCGACUUUCAUUUCGCCGUAAAAUGGUGGAGGCGGUUAGCAACGUCGACGAUCGAGGCGGCGGUUCCGAGGAGCACCUCCUUCUGCCGGAGACCGGAAGUACGGACUGCUCAUGGAGGCUGAACUUCGACGGCUUCCAGUUGUCGCCGGAUCACAAAGAGAAGCCUCCUCGCGGCCUCCAUGAUUGCCUCGGCGUUUUAAGAGAAGAAGAUAAUGUGGCAGAGUAUUAUCAGCAACAGGUAGAAAUGCUCGAGGGAUUUAAUGAAAUGGAUGCCUUGGCAGCUCGAGGUUUUGUGCCAGGAAUGUCGAAGGAAGAGAAGGAAAAGUUGGUUAAAAGUGAGACAACUGCUAUAAGGAUAUCAAAUGUUGCAAACAUGGUUCUCUUUGCCGCUAAGGUUUAUGCGUCUGUUCGGAGUGGGUCACUGGCCAUCAUAGCAUCCACAUUAGACUCUCUGCUUGAUCUUCUCUCUGGUUUUAUUUUGUGGUUUACAGCGUUUUCAAUGCAGACACCAAACCCAUAUCAAUAUCCAAUUGGAAAGAAACGUAUGCAACCUUUGGGAAUCCUUGUUUUUGCUUCUGUGAUGGCGACCUUAGGACUGCAGAUAAUUUUGGAAUCUGUACGCAAUCUUAUGUCUGAUGAAGCCGAUUUCAACCUUACUAAAGAGCAGGAACGUUGGGUUGUUGCAAUCAUGCUUUUUGUGACUCUGGUCAAACUAGUUUUGGUCUUCUAUUGUCGUUCCUUCACCAAUGAAAUCGUUAAAGCAUAUGCCCAAGACCAUUUCUUUGAUGUUAUCACUAACGUCAUUGGCCUUGUUGCUGCAUUACUUGCAAAUUACAUAGUUGAUUGGAUUGAUCCUGUUGGAGCUAUUAUUCUGGCUUUGUACACCAUCCGGACGUGGUCAAUGACCGUGCUGGAGAACGUGAACUCUCUGGUUGGCAAGUCAGCCACGCCGGAAUUUCUUCAGAAACUGACAUACCUGUGCUGGAAUCACCACAAGGCCAUAAGGCACAUCGACACCGUGAGGGCCUACACAUUCGGGUCCCACUACUUUGUCGAAAUCGACAUAGUCUUGCCUGCAGACAUGCCCUUGCAAGUGGCACACGACAUCGGGGAAUCCUUACAGGAGAAGAUUGAACUGCUGGAGGAGAUCGAGCGUGCCUUUGUUCAUCUUGAUUAUGAGUACAGCCACAAGCCCGAACACGCACAGGCGCAUCUGUAGUUAAAUACUCCGUAUGUCACUAUUCCUCAUGUUCUUCUCUUGGUUUUUAGCUGUAAUUAGGCAUAUGGUUCAGGAAAUAUGGCCGCGGUUGUAUUGUUUGUUGGAUCCAAGAAUGACACCAAGGUUGACACAACGAAAAACAAUCACACACAAACAAUUUAAGACAAUUGUUUGUGAGAUACAACAGUGUCAAUUUUUUGUGUCAUCCUUGGAUGUGAUGGUAGUAGCAUUACCCUGUUUAUUAGUGGGCUUUGAAUCACGGUUUGCAAACAGCCAAAUUAAGCUUGAUUUGUUAUUUUCGCCAACAUUUUUCUUUCACUUUUGUACCAUAAUUUUAAUUACUUUUGCAAAGGUAAAUGAUAUGGUGGUCCU
Molecule: messenger RNA, 1670 nt
Organism: Cuscuta campestris
Lineage: Eukaryota; Viridiplantae; Streptophyta; Magnoliopsida; Solanales; Convolvulaceae
Source: the annotation of a GenBank genome assembly